Messenger RNA from Catharus ustulatus (Swainson's thrush), 7516 nucleotides. RefSeq names its product failed axon connections homolog, metaxin like GST domain containing (gene FAXC). The record is from RefSeq and is a predicted model, not a curated record. The transcript is spliced from 6 exons. Lineage: Eukaryota; Metazoa; Chordata; Aves; Passeriformes; Turdidae. Bases 160 to 1218 code for a protein of 352 amino acids. Gene Ontology annotation, cellular component: cytoplasm.
CUGUGGGGGGUGGGCCUGGCGGCGCCGCGCUCCUGCGUGGCGGACCUGAGCCGCAACCGCAGCCUGUCGCUGGGCUGGUGCGCGGGGCCCGAGGAGCCGCCGCCCGCCUUCUAUGGGGGCGAGAUCGUCGCCUUCCCGCUGUCGGGCGGCGGCGGCACCAUGGCGGCGCUGGGCUCCGACUCCUGGUGGAAGAAGACGCUGUACCUGACGGGCGGAGCCCUGCUGGCCGCCGCCGCGUACCUGCUCCACGAGCUGCUGGCCAUACGGAAAGAGGAAGAGCUCGAUUCAAAAGAUGCUAUCAUACUGCAUCAGUUUUCGAGGCCUAGGAAUGGCGUUCCGAGUUUAUCCCCGUUCUGCCUGAAAAUGGAAACGUACUUGAGGAUGGCUGAUUUACCUUACCAGAACUAUUUUGAUGGAAAACUUUCCCCUCAAGGGAAAAUGCCUUGGAUUGAAUACAAUCACAAGAAAGUAUCUGGCACUGAGUUCAUCAUUGACUUCUUGGAAGAGAAACUUGGAGUGAAUUUAAAUAAACACCUUGGUCCACAUGAAAGGGCUGUUUCCAGAGCUGUGACCAAAAUGGUGGAGGAGCACCUGUACUGGACUUUAGCUUAUUGCCAAUGGGUGGAAAACCUUCAUGAGACACAAAAGAUGGUUUCGCUUUUUGGCCCCUUCAGCGACUUGCUGAAGUGGAUCUUUUGCCAUCUGACCAAAGGAAUCGUGAAGCGGGAAAUGUACGGCCAUGGCAUUGGGCGCUUCUCGGAGGAGGAGAUGUACACGCUGAUGGAGAAGGACAUGCGGACUCUGGCAGGCCUCCUGGGUGACAAGAAGUACAUUAUGGGAUCAACAGUUUCCACUGUUGAUGCCACUGUCUUUGGACAUCUGGCUCAGGCAAUGUGGACAUUACCAGGGACUCGACCAGAGAGACUAAUCAAAGGUGAACUGAUUAACCUUGCUAUGUACUGUGAAAGAAUAAGGAGGAAAUUUUGGCCAGAAUGGCACCAUGAUGAUGACAACACUCUGUAUGAAUCUGAGGAAAGCAGUGAGGCAAGCAAGACUUACUCCCCUUUGCAGGACUUCAGUUUUUAUUCAAGGACAGAAACAUUUGAUGAGGAAGGGAACAGUAUUUCCCAAACCCCAGACACAGAUUACACUGGACACUCCCUCUUUGACUCAGAUGUGGACAUGGAUGAGUACAGAGAUCAUGAACAAUGCAAGUGAUAUGUACAAGUGUCUCCCAUUAUGCAGAUAAGCUGUUUCUUGGGAUCACUCUGAUUUGUUUUCUCCUUCAGGUCAGGAAGAGGUUUAUACCACUUUGGAAGAGACCAUUGUGCUUGAUUCAGCUGUCACAUACUGCUUGGACUAUUUCAACUGUAUUUCGUUUUGUGUAAUUGUUCAGGUGGACCAAGGUAAACACAUUUAAAACACACGUGAGCAAACUAGAAGUCUAGAGGGCAGCAGGACCUUUAAGUCUAUUUUUGUUCAUGUUCAAAACCAGAUUCCCCAUCCAAGUGGGAUGAACUUCUGGGAAGUGGAACAUUAGUCACAUCUGGUUUUUGUUGUUAUCUUCUCUUUACAGAAGGACAAGAAUGGAAGAGGUAUGACUGGCACAGUUUUCCAUGGAAAAAAUGAUUGAUGCUGUAAUGAAAAGGCCCUGGCAGUGUUGGCUGACUGCCAUCUAAUUUUAAGCCAGUGGUGUGCUGAGGUGCAUGAGAUUCAUGCAGCACCCUGGCCUGUAUCAGCAAUAGUGUGGCCAGCAGGACCAGGGUAGUGAUUGUCCCCAUCUCAGCACUGGUGAGGCUGCACCCCAAAUCCUGUGUUCUGUUCUGGGCCCUUCACUGCAAGAAAUUGAGGUGCUGGUGCUUGUCAGAGAAGGACAAUGAAGCUGGUGAAAGGAACUGGAACACAAGUCUUGUGAGGAAAAGCUGAGGGAACUGGGGGUGCUUAGCCUGGAGAGAAGGCAUCUCAGGAGAGACCAUAUCACUCUCUACAACUGCCUGAAAGGAGGCUGUAGCAAGAUGAGCGCUGGUCUCUUCUCCCAGGUAACAAGCUCUAGAAUAAGAGAGAUGGCAUCAAGGUGUGCCAGGAGAUGCUUGGAUUGGAUAUUGGGAAAAAACUUCACUAAAAGGGUUGUCAAGCAUUGGAACAGACUGCCCAGUCAUCACCCCGGAAGUAUUUACAAGCCACAUAGCUGUGGCACUUUGGGGACAUUGUUUGGUGGUGGUCUUGGUAGUGCUGGGUUAACACUUGGACUUGAUGAUCUCAAAGGUCUUUUCCAACCUAAGAGAUUCUGUGAUUUGGUAAGGUUUCAGGGGAAUUUUAUUUGAUAGCUACCCAUACUUUGGUGCGUCUGUUGGUCUGCAGAAAAGAACUGCUCCUAGUUCUUUUGGAGACAGUCAGGGAAGGAUGGAGGAAAACAUGUCCCUGCAGAAGGGAGCUGGUUAGUGUUUCUUGUUCUUUUCAGAAGGUUGAAAUCACUACUAUAGAAUACUUUUAUGCAGGAGGGAGAUGUCAGUGUUGACUCAUCUGGAAUGUGUGUUGGUCAAAUUUCUUCUGUGUUUUUGAAUGAUUAUUAUGUUUUUACUCCCUGCCUGUGGCUGCUGUCUGCUAUUUCUAGGCAAGGCUAAUGGGACUUGCUGCUAGAAGUCUGGUGUGCCUCAGCAGUGGGUGCUUUGUGUUCUUUACCAACAGACGUAGCAAACCCAUGAAGGCUGCAAAGCAGUUGGAGGUAUUGGUAGGCAUGGGAUGCUGUGUAGUUGCAAGAUGUUGGCCCAGGCAAUUGAAUACUUUAUAGCUGCCUAGGGAGGUGCUUCAGGGGAUGCUGGGCACUGUGCUGGCUCUCAGUGCACGGUCCCUAAAGCUCAUACACAGGAGGAGGUGAGAUGGGACAGUUCACUCAGCACUGCCAUGUGUGGGGGGAAAUUCAGAUACUGAAAACAUGACCAGAAUUGAGUUUAAGUUGCCUUUGCUGGCACAUCUGUGGAUCUGGAUCUCAAAAUGAUUGCACAGGUUCUCAUGUGCUUUGUGUUCAUGUCUUCCUAAAUACAGGUUAGAGAUGGGAAUGAAUCCAUUGGAUUUACUCACAGCUUUGAAGUUAAGCAUGUACUUCAGCGUUGCUUGGCCAUGAUUAGUUGAUUUUAGUAGAGUAUAUUGGACUGUUGUGUUUUUAAAUAUGCAUAUAAAAUUGGGUAUUUGACUACAGACUUUGUUGGUGGCCCAUUUUAAUUAUGGUUUUCUCAGUGAUUUACAGUUAGAUGAAUCAGGAUCCCUCAGCAAAAUUUUUGUAAUGUGUUGGUUGUACCAAAUGUUCUAAGAGCAGACAGGGCAGACAACUGCUUUAGGAUGUUAACUGUUGGUAGUUUUAGUGAGUCUGGAGCUUGAAAUAGCUCCAGCACUCAAAGAAUAAGUUACUCCCUGGCAUCCUGGAGUGCCUUCUGCAGAGGAAAACACCUGCUGUGGGGAAACAUGGAGCUUCAAAGCCAUGGCUUUGAAAGCAGGAACACCUUUGUCUGCAUUGAAACCCCAGGUCUGUUCAUGCAUGGGAGCCACUGCAGUGAGAGCUGACAAGUUUGGUGUGAAUUUACACCUGUUUCCACAAUUCCCUGGGCAUGUCCUUGAAGCCAUGUUCCAGUCAAUGUUGUGGGCAAGUACCAUUUGCAAAGUGAACCAAAACUGAGGAGGGAGGCAUCAUCCAGUUACUUGGGACCCUUCUCAGGAAACUAAGCAUAAGAAUGGGGCACAAGAAGAUAAGUCUUGGGCUUGAAAGUGCAGAGGUUAUGGCCUGAACUGCCUGAGUAACUGCAAGGCUAAGUCAGGAGAGGUUUUAUCUGCAAAAAUGUAGGUAUUGAUAUUCUGAAUAAAAGGCAUCUGCAUCAAAAAGCUCCUAUUUAAAAUCAUUAGCCUGUUGGAAAUUCUGAUGGAGAUAUCCUCACUCAUUUACUGAUGCAUGUUUGAAGGCUGUGCUUUCUCCAUUUGUUCAGCAUUGCAAGGUGUGCUUGCAGCAGAUGAGUCCCUAAAAGACCGUUAAAGGAAGGUCAGACCUCUUUAAAAGGAUUUAAUCCAUGCAUUUUUUUUUUGAAAGCUGUCUUGUUGUGGGGAAACAAAUGAAACACCAAAAAGUUGAAAAAAAUAAAUUAAAAAGUGUUCAUUUUAGUUUGCAUGGGGGAAAAAAAAAAGAAAAAUGAAAAAUGUGUUUUCUUAAAAAGGGAACAACUGUUUUUGACUUUCUAAAAUUUUGCUAAAAGAACAAUGUUUUCUUAGUCCUGCAGUCUUUUUGGUUUUUUUCCCCCAUUCCAUCAUAUCUAUUUUUAAUGUUAGUGCUGAGGGGCUGUACAGAACUAAAAAUAGUCAGAGAGCAUCUUUAUUUCCUUUAGUUUUUCUUUUUCCUUUUUUUCCUCCCUCACUGAUUAAAAUUGUGAGUGAGUCCAUUGUAGGGAUGCUGGAGGUCCUGGCUGUGCUGCUGGUGGGUUGAGGGUCAGCAGGUGUCUCUGCAGCCAUGAAACCUGGGACAGCCCUGGAUUGCCCAGCAGGUGAGCUGGGAUAGCAGCUGGAGGCUGAUGGAUGCUAGGACAUGAUGUCUGAGGUGACACAGACCACGUAAGGUUUUUCCCUGGCUGGGGGUCCCUCUGCCACAGCCAGAAACUCACUGUGGGGUGAUGUUAGGAAGGGUUCAGGGGCCCUUGAUACAAGAGUCAAAUGUCAGUGAUGCCUCUGAGAGCAUCACAAGUGCCAGCACCAAAACUGGUCCCAGCCACAGCCCUGGCCUGGGUAAAUGGCAGUGCAAGGUACUCGCAGGAGGAAAACUGUCUUGGGGCUCCUCUGCACUGUCUAGCCCCUCUCAAAACAGGGCAGGGAAGCCCUUGGAUGGUCAUUGGAGAAGGCAGUGGAGAAGGGGAUGGUGGGAUACAGGGAGUUGCCAAGUGCUGGGUCUCUGCAGGAGGACUCACUGCACCUGUAGCCUGUUCCAGUGGAUGGGUGGGGUGCCUGCUCUGCUUAUGAUCUGGAGCAUGAGCCAUAUCCUGGUGAGGGGACAGCACUGCUCCUCCUGGUUACUUUACCUUAAAUACUGCCAAAGACUGAGUACUGCCUUUGUGUUUCCAUAGUGCUGCUCUAAAAGAAGGAGUAAUUGGUCUGCCCCUCAUUUGGCAAAUGGGAAUUCAAAGCAAAUUCUGCAUUUCCAAUGGAGUUAGAUUUGAAGCAGUUUGUUGGGUUUUUUUAUGUGAAUUGCAGUUUUUGGCGGUGUGACACUCUGUCAUGUCAGAAGGGAUUUGUUUACCCCUGUCGGUCUCAUUGGCUCUGUCAGCCGAGCUCACUGUUACCGAGUGGGGGAAACAGGCACUGGGAUGUAUAGGUCCUACAGAAAUCCUGCAAAUGUGCUGUUUGAUUUAAAAACCAAACUGAACCUGAUGUUUCAGAUCUGGAGGACUGUUUCCAUCCAAUUAUAGCACUGCAAGUAACACAUUUUGAUCUUUAAAACCUUGGCAAUGUCCCUCCAGAUCUAUAUUCUCUUUGAAAAAAUACUGCCUGAAAUAUUUCUGCAGCAACAGUUCAGGCACAAAUUUGCUUUUGUCAGUGAUGUCUGCUCAAGUAAUCAUGACAGUUUCAUACUGUUUUCCUUGAAAGGCCUGUAUCUGUCAGAUGCUAAGCCUUACAAAAUAUUGCCUGCUGGAAAAGCGUGUUAUGUGCAGAUUUAUGCAGGGCAGCUCACCAAGUGAAAUUUCUGUGGCAGGGGAUGAAUUCAAGUGGGUCUUGUCCUUAGAUGUUUGAAUACGAAUUUGAAUCUGUUUUUUGACAAGUAGCUGUUUGGCCUAACCCUCCUUCCCUCCCCAAAUACUGCAAAAUUACGAUUUAGGCAUGUGAUGCUAAUAAAGCAAAUUACGCUCUCUAAAUACAGAAUUAAGUUGGACAGCGCGGUAGCUGGGAUAUGGAAAUGGGUACCCAUAGGUGUGAGUCAUGCCCGUACAUCUCAGCAGCUGGGAUCUGGAGGAGCACGCAGGUUGUAUGGUUUGAUCCCGCAGAACCAGAGGGCUAGAGGUAACUCUGACUGCUGUGCUUUCAGCAGCUGAUCAGUGCUAUGGGGUAUCCAUGUAUGCUGUGCCUUGGCUAUUCCUUAGUUCAGGGUACACUGUGCAGGGGCUCGUGUUGGUGCUGUGGCUCCUGUGGGGCAUCAGCCUGCUGUCAUCCUGUGGCUGAGCUGCAGAGACAAGGGUCUGUUUGGGAGUAAGUAUUGGCUGUGAGCAGAGCUGUGACCCUGCUGGUGAACAUGGGCUGUGGUGUUGAGCUGGUGUCCUGUGGAGGGAAGGUGUUCCCCCACACUGUAUGUGUGCAUCUCCUUUUCAGGCCAGUGACCCCUGUCUUCACAGUUUUGCCUUGGUGAAGAGAAGGGUUGCAACAUGAGUCAGUUCUAUCUCAGUGGUUUGGGGCAGUCCUCUCUUUGGUGGCUACUGGGGAGGGCUUCUUCUGUGUUCAUUCCCCAUGGAGGUGCCCCAGUGUGCAGUACUUCCUUAGCGGGGGUUUCUGCAGCUCUCUGAGCAAUUUGCAAAGUUAAAUGGUAUUAGUCUGUGUACAGCACAGGAAUGCCAGUCACUGAAAACACUGUGUGGCACUACAAUGUUAAACUCUUAGUUCUAUGUCCUCUCCCAGGUUUUUCAAGGCCAAGGAGAUUGUUGUGGGCAUUUGGUCAGACUUCAGCAUAAAAAGGUUUGUGGGAUUUCAUGUAAUGAUUUACACAGUCAGCUCAACAAGCUAAAGCUGAAACAUAUGCUUCCAAAAGGCAUUCAAGUUCUGUGGAAUAAAUAAAAUCCUGCUCCACUUUGAAGUCCUUGACUAAAGUGCCAGUUUGCUUCAGCCGGAGUUUCCAACACAGCUUCCAAGUGACCCUGAAUUUACCACUUCUCUCAUUCCUGUCUAAUUAUACUUAAGUAAAAUUUUGCUUUACUGGGGACAGUAAGGCAAACAAGAUGUGACUGUGGUUCUUUUUUAUGUAACUUAAAAAAAAAAAAGUGCUUUUUUUGGCUGCACUGGUCACGUUGAUAUUUUCACUGGGCACUAUGAUUGUAUGUGUUUUUGCCUCACUUCCUAAUUUAUUCGUCUGACUUAUCUUUCCUCAAAUGUACAGGCUUUUAUUUUUUCAGGAUACUUGAAGAAUGCAAGUCCCAAAGACAGGGGUGUGCAAUCCAGCAAGAAUAAAGUAUAUGUAGAUGUAUAUGGGUGAGGGGUAUAUCCAGCUAACUGCAGUGUACAAGGUUUAACUAACAAAAUGAAGCAACACAUUUCUAAAUGGGGACUCUGAUGCUGUAGCUGCAUUAUGUUGUUUGUCUAUGGACUACACGAGACAUACGUUAUUUUGGCACUGUUAUUACUAGUUUAUAAAGCCAUAUUUAAAAUUGUACACUUAAUUGUAACAUAACUUUAAAUUGUGCACUGUGUUGAUCAAUGUACAUAUAUAUGAAGAUCUGUAUAUUUUGUCUUUAUGCUGUAUGUCAUCGGUGUGUAAAUUAUAACUAAUGGAUCUAAAAUA